Molecule: messenger RNA, 2097 nt
Organism: Tupaia belangeri chinensis (Chinese tree shrew)
Lineage: Eukaryota; Metazoa; Chordata; Mammalia; Scandentia; Tupaiidae
Gene: ERICH6
Product: glutamate rich 6
Exons: 14
Coding region: 163-2097 (644 amino acids)
Source: RefSeq, a predicted model, not a curated record
UCCCUAGGAGUCCUGCCGCUUUAAAUCCGUGAGACUCGGGAGACCACGGAGCACGCCGUUGCCCAGGGAGACAGACCGGGACAGAGACGCCGGUGCCCAGGACCGAACCCGCCCACAGAACGGCCGCGACAACGCCGGCCCUGACCGCGCUACGCGCCCGCCAUGGCCGACUUGCCUCCGCGUCGCAGCCUUGGAGAGCCCGAGAAAAAGAAGGAGGAGCAGAAGGAGUCGGAGCCGGGACUCGAGCCCGAGGCGGUGGAGGACCAGGACAAGGCGCCGACGCGCUGGGGGGUCCCCGUGCGGCUCGGCGAUGCGGAGCUCUGGAGUGUCAUGGGCAGCGACUACGCGGAAAGCGACGAGGACCUGCUCCAGUUUCGUCCCCGCUUGACCAGCGUGGUCAGCCCCAGCCUGAGCCCCACCCCGAUGCCCAGCGAGACAUCGAGCUCGACCGGGAGCCUGAAGCCGAGCCUGAGCCCUCCCUCCACCAGCUCCAGCCGUAGAAGUUUUCCUAAAAUAUUUCAGACAUUUAGAAAAGACACGUCUGAAACAAAUUUACAUAGUGUCUUUUCAGGAGUUCCAACAUCAGUCCAAACAGAAGAAAGCUGGCUGCAAGCCUUGGCUAGUAAGAAGCUUCUAAUGAAGAAAACAACCCCUACAAUAACAGAAGCUGAGCCUGAAUACCUGGCUUCUAAGUUAAGAGAAAAAUGGGUAGUUAAUCCAGGAGAGUCAAAACUAAACGUAUUAUGCGAGCUGGAGUUUAAGGAAGACUUCGUAGCACUAUUUGAGCCUUCCCUAAGAACAUUACCCUGCAUUGGGCCACCGUCCAUUCUGGCUUACAAAAAAGAGAGCUCCAAUUUAGGCAUUAACUUCAAGGAUGAAGAAGAGGACACGUUGCCUGAAUGUGAAUUUUGUGGCAGUGAUCUAAGAGCAUUUCUUUCCAAUAUGGACAUUUACUGUGACUAUGAGACCUCUGAACUGUUAGGAAAAGCCUCCUGUUGUACUGAUUUCCAAAAUCUGGUUGAAUAUAUCAAUGAGGAAGAAAAAAAAACCAAGAGUUCUAAACCAGAAUUAAUUAGCAUUGUCCCGCAUGCAGCCCAUGGCAGCGAAGCUGACAGACUCAAGGCCAAGGAAAAAGCCCUGCAAAGAAAACAGGAGCGACAAAUGGCCAAGCGUCUUGCAAUCAUGCCGAUAGAACCGACUAAUUUUUUUGAAGAAGAUCCAAGGCAUUUGAAAACAAUUUCUUACCAACUUUCUGUGGAAGUUCCAGAAAAAGAGAUCAUUGAGGAGAAUAUAUUUGAUGUUCUACUAAACAACAGUAAUGUAUCAAUUAGUUGUUGUGAUUCUAGAAUAGCAGGUGGAAAGGUUGUGAGGGACGAGCUCUUAGAGAAGAACUACAAGCACGGGGGAAAGUUUCUGACUUCCUUUCCGGACGGGACGAUGCAAAUAUUCUAUCCAUCUGGAAACCUAGCCAUCCUGCGCAUGCCCAACAAGAUAAAUGGUUUCCUUUGCAUAGUCCAAGAAGAUACGCCCACUAACCCUGCCAUCCGGGCGGUGCUGGAUUCCUCUGGCCGGAGUUCCUGCUACCAUCCCAAUGGAAAUGUCUGGGUGUACAUCAAUAUCUUCGGAGGUCAAUAUUCAGAUCAAGAUGGCAACAGAGUCAGGGCGUGGAACUGGUCAAGUUCUGUCACUUCCUUAGCCUUCAUUUCCUUUAAACCCGUCUUUCUGGCUUUGAACCAUUAUGUCAGUGUUCGGAUCUUAGAACAAGACAAGAUUUCCAUCACUUUUCUAGCAAUGGGCCAACAGGCAAGAAUCAGUGUUGGAACCAAAGUGCAGCUACCAAACCCUGAGGAGAUUCCGGUCCUUCGGUACCUGAGUGAAGAUGACCUUCUGUUGCUGGCCACCUUAAUCAAGAUCCGACGGCUGUUCCAUAAACUGGAAGGGUGUAUGAGUUUCCCCUCAAGCCAGGCUUGGGAAAAAUUAAAGCAACCUUCCUACCUUUCUUCACUUUCCCUAAAACUAAUUGCCCUCUGUCACAAUUCUGGCCUAAAGAAAAAUAUCAUGACAACAAUAAAUAAGAUAAUAAAUGAAAACAUUUAA